This is a messenger RNA of Purpureocillium takamizusanense, 1787 nucleotides long. RefSeq names its product dTDP-glucose 4,6-dehydratase. Bases 511 to 1638 code for a protein of 375 amino acids. The transcript is spliced from 3 exons. Gene Ontology annotation, biological process: nucleotide-sugar metabolic process. The record is from RefSeq and is a predicted model, not a curated record. Gene Ontology annotation, molecular function: dTDP-glucose 4,6-dehydratase activity. NCBI's taxonomy places the organism in Eukaryota, Fungi, Ascomycota, Sordariomycetes, Hypocreales, Ophiocordycipitaceae.
UAGGCUCAGGCGCUCUUACCCGUGCAAGCGCUUGCCUCCGCCAGUGACGCAGGCUCCUGCCCAGGAUUGUGCCCUUCGAGUGCCGCACCUCACUGAUCGGCACCAGGCGCGCCUUCCGUCUCUCUCUCUGACGCGCCAGGUCGCAAGGACUCGCAACUCGCAUCCGUGCCGUUAUGACACGCAGGCUCCUCCAACGGCUGCACAGCAGAGUCCCACAUCACCAGCCCAGACGACGACCUGCCCGGGCUUCGUCGAUGACGCCGUGUGUGAGCCAGCAACGCGCAACAGGCAGAAUGACCUACGGUGCGUGCGCCCUUUAUCGGCGCUGAGCCUUCUUCUAUGCAUGGGCGCUGGCUGGGCUGACGACGGUGGCAUUGGGCUGGACUUGCAGGGGCUGUCAACGCCGCCAACGGCUACCACUCAUAUUCACAGGAACCGGAUGUCUGGAAACGUGCCCCAGUUCUGAAGGGUACGACGGAAUUCGAGCCGCGACCCGGCGUCCGUAAUAUCAUGAUCACUGGUGGUGCUGGAUUCAUUGCAUCUUGGGUCGUCCGCCACUUCACACUCACCUACCCUGAGGCCUACAACAUAGUCUCCUUCGACAAGCUCGACUACUGCUCCUCCUUGAACAAUACCAGGACUCUCAACGACAAGCGCAACUUUACCUUCUAUCAUGGCGACCUCACCAACCCCCCCGAGGUCCUGGACUGCAUGGAGCGUCAUGAAAUCGACACCGUGCUCCAUUUCGCGGCCCAGUCACACGUCGAUUUGAGCUUCGGAAACUCCUACAGCUUCACGCACGCCAACGUCUACGGCACCCACGUCCUUCUGGAGAGUGCCAAAAAGGCUUGCAUCAAGCGCUUCAUCCAUGUCUCUACCGAUGAGGUCUACGGCGAGGUCAAGGAAGGAGACGAUGAGUUACAUGAGUCGAGCAUCCUUGCUCCCACCAAUCCUUACGCCGCGAGUAAGGCGGCCGCCGAGAUGCUUGUCCACUCAUACCUAAAGAGUUUCAAGCUGCCGACCAUUAUUGUACGCAGUAACAACGUAUAUGGACCUCACCAAUAUCCCGAAAAGAUCAUUCCAAAGUUCGCUUGUCUUCUUGGCAGGGGUCGCCCUGUUGUCUUGCACGGUGAUGGGCGACCUACGCGUCGAUAUCUCUACGCUGGAGACGCGGCGGAUGCCUUUGAUACCAUCCUGCACAAGGGUCAGGUUGGACACGUGUAUAACGUCGGUUCCGCUGACGAGGUUUCCAACCUCGAACUCAGCCACAAGAUACUCGAUGCAAUGGAGGUCGACAUGGACGACCCCAACCGUUUCCGCAAAUGGAUCAAGUACACCAAGGACAGGCCGUUCAACGACCGUCGGUACGCCGUCGACGGUACCAAACUUCGUAAGCUGGGCUGGGAGCAGAAAACGUCACUCCAAGAGGGACUUCAAACGACAGUCGACUGGUAUCGGCAGUUUGGAGAGCUAUGGUGGGGUGACAUUAGCCAUGUCCUUACUCCUUUCCCGACUGUCAGCCAAGGCGAGAUUAUGCCAGACGACGACCACUCCAUGAAGGACGAGCCGCCGCAGCCCGGUGAUGAGUGCCACACGACAGUGAAGAAGACUGAUGCCGAGACGAAUGGGAGAUACUGAUGCUGGUUACACAAUCUUUGCAUCUAUGCAUGCGCGCGAGGAGAUUAUUGAUUGCUAUGGCUGUCACGAUGCUGAGAUACCAUUUAUAGACGGCAAGAUGAAAGGGGGUGGGGGAGGGAGGGGCAGGCGGGACCCAUAGACAUUCUCAC